AUGGCAAGCGCGCAGUCGAUGGAGGAAGAGCUGCAGCAGAGCGUCAUGCUCUCUGAUGAGGAUGCUGGUUUUGAGACCGCAGAUUCGGCCGGUGAGGACGCGCAUACCCUCGGGGCUGUGAGGAUGGGGACUACGAGCACGGACAUUGCUGAGAAUGACACAGGUGGUAACGACGGCAUGGAGGUGGACGAAGAUGACGACGAGCUGAGCGAUCGCGACGCUUCUGGAGAGGAAAUCGACGAGGAGAUGGAUCAAGAUGCAGAGGGAGAGGAAUAUACCGAGCUUGUGGACCAACAAAUUGUCGUCAGCAACGGCCAUCAUCUGCAAAGGAACGACGAAGAUGAAGAAGACGAAGACGACAACGAUGAGGCCGACGAAGAUGGAGACGAAGGGGUCGGCGCUGUCAAGAUCAAGCCGGGAGAUACGGAUGAGGAAGAUGACGACGACGAGGACGACGAUGCGGAUGACGAUGCGGAGAGUGACGUAUCAGAUCUGCUGAGCGUGGCCGAAGACGACUCUGACGAAGAGCCCGCCUGGGAAGAGGCAAGAGGCGUAGAAGAGGAUGAUGAUGAUGAAUCGGAGACAGCUCCCUCGAAUGUUUGCAUGUUUUGUCGACAGGACGAGGAAAACGAUCCAAGCGAAGAUUUCGAGGCAUUCCUCACGUGCAUCAGAUGUAAUGAAAAUGCUCACCAGCAAUGCGCACGAGAUGCAGCGGCCAUGAGCGAACAGAACAAUGCAAAACGCUGGAAAUGCCCAGAGUGUGAUAACGGCGACUCUGACCAUGAGGAACCAGAGGACGAACGCGAGAGAGGGGCCAGCAUUGAUGGUGAAGCAAGGAAUGAGUCGCGGCUCUCUGACGCCCCUGUCGACGCAUCCCCCGGACGGGGGAUACAGGAUGGUGUAGAGUCAACAGGUGACCAGACAACCCACGCAGAGGCUUUGGGUGAGCCUCGCAUGUUGCGGAAGAGGAAGACUUCGUCUGCAGAGCCAGAAGAGGCUACUGUUACCCUGCGAAGACGACGGCGCGGCCUCUCGACAGAUGCCACGUCGGCCAACGAAGAUACUGACAGCAGGUCGGCAGAGCAGGCGAGGGGGAGCUCUCGCGCGGUUCGGCUGAAGAUCUCUCGCCCGUCCCUCGUCACCGUCGACAAGAAGCUGCCAGCGUCUCUGGUUGUGACGAUGCGUGUUCGACCGGGAAAUCUUAAGGAGAUACUUUCCCGCAGGCGGAGAGAAAGGAGGCGUUCUGGAACCAGCGGACGACGGCCGCGGACACCAGUUGCCUCAUCAGCCGGCCGGCGCAACUCUACGGCUGUUGCAACAACGCCGAGCGUACUUCAGACGCCCUUCACCACCGACUUCUACUCGACACCAUUCUACUCUCUUUUUGACAAGGAAACCGAAGAUAUGAAGGGAAAGCCCUAUGGAGGCAUCUUGACGGAAGCAGAAGCAGACACGUCAAAGACGCUGCCGCAGCCCGAGGAUCGGAAACGGUUCGACCAGGCCAAGCAACGCGCAGAAGACGAGUGGAGGGCUCGUGUUCUGCAGAUGCAGGCCGAGGUUGACGUGCCCGUUCGCAAGUCCAAGAAGUCGAGCGACAACGCGAGCCAGAUCGAGUGUAUCGAGUUUGGCGGCUGGGAGAUUGAUACCUGGUAUGCAGCGCCAUAUCCAGCCGAGUACAGCAGGAAUCGCGUGCUGUACAUUUGCGAGUUCUGUCUCAAAUACAUGAACUCGGACUAUGUGGCGUGGCGGCAUAAGCUCAAAUGCGCUGCGAAACACCCCCCGGGCGAUGAAAUCUAUCGACACGGGUCAGUGUCGGUAUUCGAGGUUGACGGCCGGAAGAACCCGGUCUACUGUCAGAACCUGUGUCUGCUGGCAAAGCUAUUUCUGGGGUCCAAGACGCUGUACUACGACGUGGAGCCGUUCUUGUUCUACGUCUUGUGCGAGUACGACGACUGCGGUUAUCAUUUCGUCGGCUACUUUUCCAAGGAGAAGCGCGCAAGCAGUCAGAAUAACGUGUCGUGCAUCUUAACCCUGCCAAUCCACCAGAGGAAGGGAUACGGCAACCUACUUAUCGAUUUCUCCUACCUCCUCACGAAAGUAGAGGAGAAGACGGGGUCACCCGAGAAGCCACUCUCGGACAUGGGGCUUGUUUCCUAUAGAAAUUACUGGCGCCUGCGGCUUUGCCGAUACUUUAUCGAGACGAUGAAGGAUGACCAGCACAAGCAAACGGGCCUCAGCAUCCGGCAGAUAUCAGAUGAUACGGGCAUGACGCCCGACGACGUGAUUGCUGCUCUGGAAGGUCUUCGAGCGCUGGUGCGAGAUCCGCAGACAAAGGUAUACGCCUUCCGGAUCGAUCUAGAGUACUGCCGACAGUAUGUGGCCAAGUGGGAGUCAAAGGGCUAUGUGCAGCUGAAGCCCGAGGCUCUCGCAUGGACGCCAUACGUGAUGGGCCGAAGCAACGCCGUCAACUUUGAGCUGGGGCCACCCAUUAACACGAUUGCCCCUCGAGAAGACGACGAGGCCAAGCUCGAGGAGGGUGUGAAUGGCAUAUCAGGAGGAGGCCACUCAAUGAUUAUGAAUGGCGACAUGAACGAAGACUCACAGCCGAGAGUCGGUUCUGCGUCGGAGAUGGGCGACUCAGCCAACAGCCACCCCGGGUUCACGCCACUCAUGUCGAUUGAGAACAAGACGGGUGCCGAAGACAAGGAGAACGCGGAGCCGCGAGACGAAGCCAUGGAUGAUGUGCAUUCGCAGCCGGACUGGAUGUUACCAUACCGCGAUAUACCACCGAGCCGCUUCGAGGUCUUCCCGCCUGUAGCUGGUGGCCGCCGCGCUGACCGCUCGCGCCAAAGCGUAAGCAGACCAUUGGCGCCUCGCACUGGAGCAACCAGCUCUCGACCACGGCCAAAGAGGGCGGGCGGCAGUAGCCGGCGACCAACCACCAGCCGCCCCAGAAGCUCCGGGACCAGGAGAAAGACGGGCGGCACUGGUCGCGGCCCCGGCAGGUGGCCCAAGGGGACGAAGAAGUCGGACUACGGCAACGCGGAUAGCGGGCCGGGGUUGCCCCCUGGCUGGAGAGACAAGAUCACCCACGCGCCGGAAAAGGGCACGGACGGUGACCGCAGCGUCACGGCGUCGAUGGGCGAGGAAGAGCCGGCCAAGGACGAAGCGAUUGAGCGGUCCGGUAGCCGCGGUGUGAACGGCAGAGGCGCAGAUGGCGAGGUGGGGGAAGAAGAGGAUGAACUGGACGUUGAUGCCGAAGGUGAAGACGAGUAA
Molecule: messenger RNA, 3276 nt
Organism: Trichoderma reesei QM6a
Lineage: Eukaryota; Fungi; Ascomycota; Sordariomycetes; Hypocreales; Hypocreaceae
Exons: 4
Coding region: 1-3276 (1091 amino acids)
Biological process (GO): regulation of DNA-templated transcription
Molecular function (GO): histone acetyltransferase activity
Source: RefSeq, a predicted model, not a curated record